Zerene cesonia (dogface butterfly) is the source of this 1851-nucleotide messenger RNA. Its product is annotated as UDP-glycosyltransferase UGT4-like. Gene Ontology annotation, molecular function: UDP-glycosyltransferase activity. The record is from RefSeq and is a predicted model, not a curated record. Lineage: Eukaryota; Metazoa; Arthropoda; Insecta; Lepidoptera; Pieridae. The coding region runs from base 1 to 1851 and encodes 616 amino acids. The transcript has 9 exons.
AUGCUGUUUUUGAAUAUACAUCCCGUUUGGAGUCACAACCAACCUUUACCGCCAAAUGUUAUUUCAGUUUGGGGAAUUCAUAAAAUACCAGAGAAACCACUUCCUAAGGACCUAGAACAUUAUUUGAAUUCAUCUGAAAAUGGCGUAAUAUACGUCAGUUUUGGAAGUAACGUUCUUUCUGCUUUUUUUCCACCAACAGCACUUAAAACUUUAAUGGAAGUAUUUUCUAAAUUGCCUUAUGAUGUUCUUAUGAAGUGGGAUGACAAAAAUCUUCGAGGGAUCAGUAAUUUACUUUUACUUCGAGGGAACAGUAUCAAAUUAUCUACAUGGCUUCCACAAUCAGAUCUAUUAAAACAUUCGAAGAUAAAACUAUUCAUCACACAAGGAGGUUUACAAUCAACAGAUGAAGCCAUCACUGCUGGUGUUCCUCUUAUUGGUAUACCGCUGUUUGCAGAUCAAUGGUAUAAUGUAGAGCAAUACGAGAACCAUAAAAUAGGAGUAAGACUUGACAUAGAUAAUUUAACCGAAGAUAAUCUCCUCAAAGCAAUAACAACUGUUAUUGAUGAUAAAAGCUAUAAGGAUAAUAUUAUGAGACUUCGUUCUAUUAUGAGAGACCAGCCCCAGAGCGCAUUGGACCGCGCCGUGUGGUGGACGGAGUACGUGCUGCGGCAGGGAGGGGCGAAGCACCUGCGCUCCCCCGCCGCCAACAUGCCCUGGACUGAGUACUAUGAGGUUGACUUCAUAUUUAACAUUUUCGAUCAAGCGAAAGCAUUAAAAGACAUAUUGGUUGAGCUUACAAAGGAACAGGUGAACACUAAAGAAAUACAAGAGCUGAUCAACAAUGGGAAAAAUAAAUAUGAUUUAUUAAUGAUAGAAGCAUGUGUAAGGCCAUAUAGAAUGCUUUCCCAUAUAUUCGAAGCACCUGUUAUUGAAAUAAAUGAGGAACUGUCAAUAUUUCGAAAAUGGCUGGGUAACGAUGUACCUGGUUAUGAGGAAUUGAACAAAAAUACUGAAAUGCUAUUUUUGAAUAUGCAUCCCGUUUGGAGUCGCAAUCAACCUUUUCCACCAAAUGUUAUUUCAGUUUGGGGAAUUCAUAAAACGCCAGAGAAGCCACUUCCAAAGGAAAUAGAAGAUUAUUUGAAUUCGUCCAAGAAUGGCGUAAUAUACGUAAGUUUUGGGACUAACGUUCCUUCUUCCCUGUUUCCACCUACAACAGUUGAAACGCUAAUGAGAGUAUUUUCCAAAUUACCUUACGAUGUGCUGUUGAAAUGGGAUGACAAAAAUCUUCCAGGAAUCAGUAAUAAUAUAAAAGUGUCUACGUGGUUCCCACAAUCAGAUCUAUUGAAACAUUCGAAGAUAAAGCUGUUUAUCACACAAGGAGGUUUACAAUCAACAGAUGAAGCUAUCACUGCUGGGGUUCCUCUUAUUGGUAUACCGAUGCUUGGUGAUCAAUGGUAUAAUGUAGAACUAUACGAAUACCAUAAAAUAGGAGUAAGACUUGACAUAGACGAUAUAACUGAAGAUAGUCUCUUUAAAGCAAUCAAAACCGUUGUUGAUGAUAAAAGCUAUAAAGAUAAUAUUAUGAGACUUCGUUCUAUUAUGAGAGACCAGCCCGAGAGCGCCCUGGAGCGCGCCGUGUGGUGGACGGAGUACGUGCUGCGGCACGGAGGGGCGAAGCACCUGCGGUCCCCCGCCGCCAACAUGUCCUGGACUGAGUACUAUGAGAUUGAAUUUGUAUUUAAGUUACUUAGUUUAGUCAUUGCGAUCCUGUUUACAAUUCUAUUAAGCUUAUAUCUUCUAUAUGUUCAUGUGUUUCGGCAAAAUCUCAAAGUGAAAAAUAAGACAUCGUAA